GCUAAACGGAAGUGAACUAUUUUUAUUUUCUUUCUUACUACGCCCUUCUAUAUUUUCUUAUUUUGCAUCAUAAUAUUCACAAUAAUUGUCACACUUAUGGAAGUUUAAUAUAAGGUCAUUUAAAUACUGCUCCAUUAUGAAACAAAAUAGUCUAUAAUCCGUCCACAAAACGAAGAAUGCUAUCCUAGGCGGAAUCAUUUGUAGAAGGAGUUGUUAGGCUCUACAAGUAGGAAAAACACAAACAUUCUGGAAUAUAACAAAAAUUUUACUGAACCUGGACAUUUCAGCUGAGUAUAGUCAUUCAGAGUACUAUAAAGUUAUUCCCCAAUAUAUAGAGAUCAUCUAGGAAAAAUGCCGGUUGUUUUGUUAGAGAGAUUGCCUUUGCCGAGCCUCCAAACUUAUUCCAGCUUUUCAGUUUUGCUUCUUGGAAUUUCCCUGUUGUAUUCACACAAGUUGAUCACUGAACCACUUCAGUUAGAUGCUAAUGGUACAGUUAUUGAAGAUGUCGGCAACAUCACAAAGAACAGGACAUUUGGUGAUGAGGGUUAUUACAGUGAUAUGAUGGAGAUUAUGACGCAAGAGCUGAUGUGUAUUUGGACUCUGAUAAACAUGGCAUAUUGCUGUUUGAUUCUAAUUGGUAAAGGCAUUCAAAGACUUGCAUUUGGAGAGUUGCGGGUCAGUGAACAACAGCACAUCAAAGAUAAGUUCUGGAACUUUGUCUUCUACAAGUUUAUUUUUAUAUUUGGAGUCUUAAAUGUGCAAGAUAUGACAGAGGUGGUCUACUGGAGUGCAUGGUUCUCUAUACUUGGCUUCUUACAUCUUCUAGCACAGCUUUGUAAAGACAGGUUUGAAUAUUUAUCAUUCUCACCAAGUACAGCACAAUGGACCCAUGUACGCCUUCUGUCGCUGUUGUUUGUCAUUCAGUUCACAUGUUCCUGCCUAAUGCUGGUCUGUGUGUUCCUGGGGAUGCACUUGGGGAUCAACACGUUUUGUUUCAUGGGGGCAGAGGUUGUGCUACUGAUGCUGAAGACAAUGUUUGUCAUAUCCCGCUACAUCAUUCAUUUGUAUGACAUUCACCUCAAUACAGUCUGGGAGAACAGAGCCAUCUAUGUUUACUAUAUAGAACUAAUAUUUGAACUUGGGGCACUGGCCAUAGACUUUGCCCAUCACUUGCACAUGCUCAUCUGGGGUAACAUUUUCCUGUCCAUGGCAAGCCUUGUGAUCUGUAUGCAACUUAGAUAUUUGUUCCAUGGCUUCCAGAGACGCAUCAAGAGACACAAGAACUACCUUAAAGUUGUCAAAACUAUGGAUUCUAAGUUUCCUGUAGCAAGCGCUGAUGAUAUCCAAACAAGUGGAGAUGAUUGCGCCAUAUGUUGGGAGAAAAUGGAAACUGCCCGUAAACUGCCAUGUUCGCAUUUGUUUCAUACUGCUUGUUUGAGAUCAUGGCUAGAACAAGAUGUGUCGUGUCCUACAUGCCGUACAAACCUAGAUGACCCCAGGGAACAAAGACCACUCCCUGCUGGGCCAGGGGGUGAUGUUGAUGAAGAAAAUGUACAGAAUGUUCCUGAGAAUCAGAUCCGCAACCAUUUCUUUCACUUUGAUGGGUCACGCUAUGUUAGCUGGCUGCCAAGUUUCUCUGUUGAGGUGACACACAACAUGCUUGGGCAACAGGGUGCAGGAGCACUUGAAGCCCCCCAGACAUCACAGUUAGAUGAAAUGGGCCGACAAGUGCAAGGGGUGUUCCCAGACAUGCCCCUCAAUCUGAUUCUAGAAGACUUGAGACACAGCCACUCUGUAGAACAAACUAUUGAAAACAUUCUGGAAGAGAGAGUUACUAUCCCCACUACUCUUUCACGAACUAUUGCAUCAACUUCUCAAGCCACGAUAACAACUGCACACCCCUUACAUGAUAAUAGGCUCUCACUUGCGCCAUCUAUUGCCCAAGCUGUGACAUCAUCGACAGAGAGAAAAACGGAUAAUAAUAAUUCAGAACUCACUGUAACAUCAGAAUCUGCCGAUAUAGCAAGUGGUGUUACUAUUAGUGACACAUCUAGUGAUGUCACAGAUGGUGGAGGAUGUGUCACAACUGGGGGAAGAUUUUCCAAGUCAUCCACCGAAAGAGAGACAAUACUACGCAAUAGAAGGAAUCAACUUGUUGCAAAUGCUAGAAGAAAGUAUCUUAAUAAACACACGGACAUUGAACAACCAGGAUCCAGCAUUGAAACACAGAAUUCUGAACAUUUGGAGCAAUUUCCAGCACAACGCAACACAUAAACUUGAAAAUUAAAACAAAUACACUGGAAAUGAGACCAGAGUCUUUCUAUAUUUUUCUAUAUUUGGAUUCUAAUUGGAUUGUAACC
Owenia fusiformis is the source of this 2360-nucleotide messenger RNA. The record is from the annotation of a GenBank genome assembly. NCBI's taxonomy places the organism in Eukaryota, Metazoa, Annelida, Polychaeta, Sabellida, Oweniidae.